AUGAGCUGCGGGAUCCUGACUGAGUUCAUGAAUUUUAUAUUGUCUAUCGUCUUUAUUUGUAUCUGUAUUGUUGGUGGAAAGGAGGAUAUUCUGUCAGAAAAGAUCGAACAAUUGACAGAAUGGUCGAUGAAAAAACCAGUUAUUCGUUUGAAUAGCGAACGUUUCAAACAUUAUGUGAAAACUCCACCACGCAAUUAUUCUGUGAUUGUUAUGCUGACGGCUUUAUCACCACAACGACAAUGUGCAAUAUGCAAACAAGCACACGAUGAAUUUCAGGUUGUAGCUCAGUCGUGGCGUUAUUCAAGUGCAUUUUCAAAUAAAAUAUUUUUUGCUAUGGUAGAUUUUGAUGAGGGUAGUGACGUUUUUCAAUAUUUGAAAUUAAAUUCUGCACCGGUUUUUAUCCAUUUUCCACCAAAAAUGAAACCAAAAAAAGGUGAUUACAUGGACAUAAGUCGAUGGGGAUUUUCUGCGGAACAACUCGUCAAAUGGAUUAACGAUCGUGCUGAUAUACAUAUUCAUGUGUUUCGCCCACCCAAUUAUUCUGGUUUUCUAUUAGUUAUUUUAUUAGUGACAAUGAUAGCCGGUUUAUUGUAUAUUAAACGAAAUAGUCUCGAAUUUUUAUAUAAUAACCUUCUUUGGGGAGUUUCUGUUAUCCUGGUCAUUCUAGUCUGUACCUCUGGUCAAAUAUGGAAUACUAUAAGGGGUAGUCCAUUUCUUCAUCGCAAUCCGCAAACCGGACAAAUUGCAACAAUUAGUUACUUCAUAUCGGGACAAAUGUGGAACAUGAUAUCUGGUCCGCCGUUUCUUGGAAAAAAUAAAAAUUCAGUGGGCUUAUUUAGCGGUAGUUCUGGUUAUCAAUUUGUUGCAGAGACAUAUGUGGAUAUCCAUAUAGAUGAUUUGAUAGCAUUUGAUGAAGCAAAUGCUUUUGUUAAUGGAAAAAUAAAAUCUAUAGAACGAAAACUCAGUUUUAUUAUCAAACUAAAUAUUGAUGAUCAGUUUACUGAACACACUGAAGAAUGCGGUGAAAAACGAACUAUAGAAUUACAAAUUGAAUAUCCUUUACAGUAUCCAUUACUGUCACCUGAUGUUUGUCUUCGUACUUAUUUUCCACGUGAUAUUCAUCAAAAAUUUCAUUCAAUAUUACAAGAAUUUCUAACUAUUAAAACGGCAUCAAAUAACGAACCGUAUAUUCUUGAAUUAUUAAUGUAUAUUAAAGAUAGUAAUGUUUUCUCACUAAUUAUUAAAAAUGAUAUAUCACCUAAUGCUACAGAGCAAUUAACAACAAAACAAAGUCGACUAUGGAUAUAUAGUCAUCAUAUUUAUAAUAUUGAAAAACGACGUCAUAUUGUUAAUUGGGCAAAUGAAUUACGGUUAUGUGGAUUUUCAUUACCGGGUAAGCCUGGUAUUAUUAUGAUUGAAGGAGAUGAUAUAGAUGUAAAUACGUUCUGGUCUCGUCUUCGCUCAUUACAAUGGAAACGUUUACAAAUUAAAGAAAAAGAAGAUAUCGAAAAAGAUGAUAAAAAAUUUGAUAAUUUUGAAGAACUCUCGUUUGGUGAUAAUGGAAAAGGUCGAGACUAUCAUAUGAAUUUCGGUCAAUUUUAUCAAUUUUUAAUUGAAAAAAAAUUGGAAAAUAUAUUUAGUACAUACUUUGGAGUAGAUGGAACAGUAGCAGAAAAAAAUUAG
Molecule: messenger RNA, 1683 nt
Organism: Didymodactylos carnosus
Lineage: Eukaryota; Metazoa; Rotifera; Eurotatoria; Philodinida; Philodinidae
Source: the annotation of a GenBank genome assembly